Messenger RNA from Sorghum bicolor (sorghum), 1697 nucleotides. Its product is annotated as disease resistance protein RPS4-like. NCBI's taxonomy places the organism in Eukaryota, Viridiplantae, Streptophyta, Magnoliopsida, Poales, Poaceae. The record is from RefSeq and is a predicted model, not a curated record.
AAAAUAUUACCUUGUCUUCCAGCAAUGCUUACAAAAUUGUCAAUUCAGACGUGCCCACUGCUUAUGUUUGUCUCCAAAAAUGAGCUCGACCAGCAUGGUUCGAGGGGAAAUAUAAUGAAGACAGAGGACCUGGCAUCUAAACUUGCAUCAAUGUGGGAGGUCAAUUCAGGAUUUAAUAUUACGGAAGUACUUGUAGAGGACUAUUCAUCCCUGAAGCAGUUGACAACGCAGAUGGGUGAUGAUAUAUCACAACAUCUUCAAAUUAUUGAAAGUGGCCUAGAGGAAGGAGGAGAUAUAAUAUCAGACAAAGAAAAUAUGAUCAAGGCAUGGCUUUUUUGCCAUGAGCAGAGGAUAAGAGUCCUUUAUGGAAGGACCAUGGAGCUGCCACUGGUUGUACCAUUUGGACUUGUUGGUCUUGUUCUUUCUUCAUGAGAUGAAGCUUUAGCUAUUUGCCUUGGUGGCCUCACUUCAUUUACAAGGUUAAGACUGGAAUAUAAUAUGGCAUUAUCUGCACUUCCAUCAGAAGAGGUGUUUGAGCAUUUGAUCAAGCUUGACUGGUUGACUAUAAGAGGUUGUUGGUGUCUCAGAUCACUGGGGGGCUUAAGUGCUGCUCCAUAUCUUUCCAGAUUUUAUUGUAUUGAUUGCCCUUCUUUAGAUCUGGCACGUGGAGCAGAAUUUAUGUCAUUCAACCUUGCUGGAGAGCUCCACAUAUGUGGCUGCAUUCUUGCAGCUGAUUCAUUCAUUAAUGGCUUGGCACACCUGAAAUCUCUUAUCAUUAUGUGUUGCAGAACCUCCCCGUCCUUAUCGAUUGGCCACCUGACCUCCCUUGAAUCAUUAGAUCUAAUUCAUCUCCCCGAUCUGUGCUCUCUUGAAGGCUUGUCUUCCUGGCAACUUCAAUACCUAAGUUUGAUAGAUGUUCCAAACCUUACUACCAAGUGCAUCUCACAGUUUCGUGUCCAGCAAUUGCUCGUCGUUAGUAGUUUCGUACUGCUCAACUUGAUGCUCAAGGCUGAAGGGUUUAUAGUCCCACCGAACCUUAUUCUUCGUUAUUGCAACGAGGCGUCAGCUUCCUUUGGAGAAUGUGCAAAUCUCUUAUCUGUCAAGCACCUGUACUUUUGGCAAUGCAAAAUGGAGUUCCUGCCAGGAAAUCUAAAAUUUCUCUCAAGUCUGGAGAGUCUUGAUAUCCGCCAUUGCCCCAACAUAACAUCUUUACCAGUUCUUCCAUCCUCCCUCCAGCGCAUAAGUCUAUAUGGUUGUGACGACUUGAGGAAGAACUGCCGAGAGCCUGAUGGAGAAAGCUGGCCACAGAUUUCACACAUCCGCUGGAAGCACUUCGAUUAAUAUUGCCACUUGAAAGAAAUGAGAGAAGACACCUCGUGGUGACCCCAACGCCGCUGCGCCCUCGUCUCUGCAGACUCACCACCCAGCUGAAGUCGAUCAGAAGCCGAUCUGUUGGUGAUGCCGUCCCCUUGGUUCUCUGUUUGGCGACCCUCCACAGUCCACGGUUGGUACUUGCGAGGAACGCAGGUGGUUCCAUUUAUAUCAUUUCACUUGUACUGUUAUUCCUUGAUUAUGAAUAAUGGGCCUUGCUAUGGUACAUCUAAAAAACUAUGAACCGUCGAUCUGAAUAGCAAUUGUCAAAUAUUACCUCAGAAGGAAAAUACCUUCGUAUUAUGUAUAUAAUAUGCAUGCAUGAU